GCAGUUGGGGCUGGGGCGAGCCGUGGAGAAGUCGGGGCUGGAGGGAGGGGGGGAGGGAGGGAUGAGGAUGAGUGAGGGGGCGGCUUCCUCCCGCAGCCUCCGCUCGCAUCCCUGAGAAGCGGGAGCCGCGGUUCUCUCGCCCGAGCUGGGCGCUGAUUGGAUCUCGGGGAGGAGAAGCCGAGCCCGGGGCUGGGGCAGCGGCGCCUCAGGGGCAGGGGAGGAAGCUCCGGGAGAGAAGAGGGCGGCGAUCCGACGGUGUACGUCUAACCACAUCCGCGCUGCCCCGGCCACAAAUAUCCACAGGCGGCUGUCACCGUUUCCCUCCAUUUUGAAAAGAACAGGGGAUUAAAAAAAAAGGGAUUGCAUCCCCCCUCACCCCACCUUUGCCCUCUUGGGGGGCCGGGGCGGGGACAGCCGCGCUCAUGGCCUUCAGCCCGUGGCAGAUCCUGUCCCCGGUCCAGUGGGCCAAAUGGACCUGGUCCGCCGUGCACGGCGGAGGCGCUGCUGAUGGCGAGGACCGGGGGCCAGAGGGAGAGGCCGAGGAAGAGGAUUCCCAAGCCGAGACCAAGUCUUUGAGUUUCAGCUCGGAUUCUGAAGGUAAUUUUGAGACUCCUGAAGCGGAAACACCCAUCCGAUCACCUAUAAAGGACUUCUGUGAGCCAUCCCUGGGAUUAGAAGGACCUGGGGCCAAAACUCAAGGACUGCAGGAAUUCGAUGAACAGCUGGUAGCGGAAGUGUCUGAAAAACGUUUGCAUGAGGCAUGUCCCGGAUCAUCGGAGAAUGAGGCAGCGCUACACCACCUGGCCCCUCUGGCAGACAAGAAUGCUGAUACGGAAGCUGACCUUGAAGUUGGCCAGGUUUCACCACUGAUGCCAUUGUUGUUGGAUGCUAAGAAGCCUGAGGAUAGCUCUACAGCAGCUUCCAAUCAAGAUUUGUCCUCAAAUGAUUCAGCAGCCCUACGAGAAAAUUCAAUGACAGGAGACGACAUGGGACUGACUCGUGAGGCUUCCAGUGAUGCUGAGUCAAAGGCCAAAACCUUGACUACAGAGUCUGUGUCCGGCAGAAGCAAGCUUAGGAAACCCAAACCAGUCUCUCUAAGAAUGAGAACUACUGGAGGAGAAUUCUCAGAAACUGACACCGUUGUGGAGGACCACCCAAUCCCCAAAGCAUCCUAUCAGUUCAAUCCAGAUGAACUUGAUGAAAACACAAAUCCUUUCCUGAUAGGAGGUUCUAAGAUCCCCAAUUCUCCUCCUGCGGUGAAGCAAACCUUAAGUUCUUCCAAUGGAGAUGCCAGUGAUUCAGGGGUAGAGCUGCUAGAGGAAUCCAAGGGUUCACCUUUGAAACUGGAAUUCGAUUUCACAGAUGGCACUGAGAGUGCAGGAAUCAAGAAACCCUUUCCUAGGAAACCUGCCCCCGGAGGCAGGAAGAUGAUUAGCAAGCUGGCUCUCAGGGCACAGAAAGAAGGAGUCAGCAAACCAGUCACUGCCAAAGGCUUGGAAAAGCCUUCCAGUCUAGCAUAUGAAGAAAUUCCCCUUCAAAAAGCCUCCUCUAAACUAGAUCCCAGUCAGGGGGAUGACUGCAGCUUUAACCCCUUUGGAGGCAGCUCCACUUUGCAGAGCUCUCCACCCCUCCCAAAGGGGUCAUAUCACUUUGACCCAGAUCACUUUGAUGACUCCAUGGAUCCCUUUAAGCCUACAAAGACCCUAAGCAACUAUGGGCCAGCUAACUUUUGUUCCUCAGAUGGUAAUGAACCUAUUGAAAUCUUAGAGUCUCAGCUGUAUGAAGUACAGGGUGAGGAGGUGAAGAAAGGGACAGCUUCCCCCAAGAAGGCACAGUCCCGUUUGAUAACGAGUGGCUGUAAAGGAAAGAAGUAUGAAACUCAUUCACUUACUUUGGAUGUGUGUUCUCAGGACAAAGGAGCAAUUAUCUCCCAGAUCCCAGAUAUUUCAAAUAGGGAUGGCCAUGCCACCGAUGAAGAGAAAUUGGCUUCUACAUCAUCCAGCCAGAAACCGUCUGAGGCCGAGGUGAAAGGCUUAGAAAAGGAUACCUGUCAGAAGAUGGAGAAGGAUGGAUCCAGUGCACCGGGUGUGUUUGACCUUUGCUCAACAGAGAAAGCUCCUGUGUCAGUGGCAUGUGGAGAUGAAAGUCCCCUGGAUAGCAUCUGUCUCAGUGAAUCAGAUAAGACUGCAGUCCUGACCUUAAUAAGAGAAGAGAUAAUCACUAAAGAAAUUGAAGCAAAUGAAUGGAAGAAAAAAUAUGAAGAGACCCGACAAGAAGUCUUGGAAAUGAGGAAAAUUGUGGCUGAAUACGAAAAAACCAUUGCUCAGAUGAUUGAGGAUGAGCAGAGGACAAACAUGAGCUCUCAGAAGAGCCUCCAGCAGCUGACCAUGGAGAAGGAGCAGGCCUUGGCAGACCUGAAUUCUGUGGAGAGAUCUCUCUCUGAUCUAUUCCGGAGAUAUGAGAACCUCAAGGGAGUCCUUGAAGGGUUUAAGAAGAAUGAAGAGGCUUUGAAAAAAUGUGCUCAAGACUACUUAACUCGAGUCAAACAGGAGGAGCAGCGAUAUCAGGCCCUGAAACUCCAUGCGGAAGAAAAACUAGACAAAGCCAACGAAGAGAUUGCUCAGGUUCGGACAAAAGCCAAAGCUGAGAGUGCAGCUCUCCAUGCUGGCCUCAGAAAAGAACAGAUGAAAGUGGAGUCUCUAGAAAGAGCCCUUCAGCAGAAGAACCAAGAAAUUGAAGAACUGACAAAGAUCUGUGAUGAGCUUAUUGCAAAGCUGGGAAAGACUGGCUGUUAGUCCAGCACCUCCUCCCUCAGCUGCUUCUUUGUGAUUCCCAAGUAUUUUUGCCUUAUCCAGGAAUAAUCUCCCCAUAGCAGAGAAGGGCACAUGCUUACUGCUCCCUGUUCCGCUUUGCUGCAGACACAACAGUCCCCCACCCCACCCCACCCCAAAAAAAGACAGGACAACCCCCAGAGGUCUCAGUCCCUUUCUUGAAUCCUUUUUCAUUUGUUGGUAGUCAAGUUCAGCAAACCAGGAAGCUGGCUGCUAGGUCUGGCUUUCCAGUUUGUGGAUUGUUGUGGUCUCUUGUUUCCUGAGGUCAAGGCCUCUGUGAAGCCUCAAAUCGUAAUUUUGAGUUACCUUCUGAUUAAUUCUUUUCUCUUUUUAAGAUGACAUGACUUUGUUCUUUUGAAGUUGGUUUUUAUUUGAAGGUAGCAUCUAACUUGUUGUUCAAGUCAGGAGAGGUUCAGUUUGGGUUCAGUGCUCCCUGAGUACACCUGAUUGUUCUGAAAGAUUUGAAGCUGUUCCCUGUUCUGGGAAACCGCAGAAUCAGGUUGUGGGUCUAGGAGAUGUCCUGGGAGGGUCCCACAGCAGGGAUGGGCUUCUGAGCAGCUUUGGCUGCUUCUGUUUUCUUUUGAAGUUGGUUGUUUUCUUUCUCAGAGUUCACACUGAAGAAUUCAGGAAGUCAGCAGGAAUGAGAUGUUCUAUUAAGGAAAGAGGCCCUUGGUGGUUUCUAUUACCAUUCUCCUUUAUUGCUAUCUUAUAUCAGUGAUUGGCCGGGAGUGAAGACAAGCAUUCACUCCUUCCAAUGUAAUUGUAACUGGUUUGAGUUGGUGCCAGCUUUUCUCAAUACAUACACAUGAUGCAGACUGGUGGCCCUUUCUGGAUGUGGAAAUAAGAUUUUUUUUAUUUAAAGAAAUCAAUAACCUUUUCACUUGAACUGUGCAAGUAACACUCCCUUAGAAAAGAUUUAGGUAAUCUUAAUCCAGUUAGAAAAUAACUACAGGCUCCCACCACCACCAUCUUGGGGGGAGGGUAUAGGAAAAAUUAGACACAUUCUAAUUUUUAAUAUUUUAGAAUUGAUAUAACAUUCUUCUCUAGAACUUAGUAUGAGAUUUUAACACUAGAAGGACCAGAAUUGAAGAACAACUUGAAGGACCAAGCCUAUGUUUUGCUUUAUUUGAAAGACUUCCAUUACCAGGAUUUUUAACAACCACCUUUUGUUAAAACCAGGGAAGUUAAAAAAAUAUAUACAUAAAUGUGCUCUGAGACUCAGCACUCUUUGUGUUACUGUUAGAAGAAAAACAAAUUCUAUGCUACUUUAAGAACUAUAGGGGAAAAAAUCUGUAUUGACAGAAUCUUUUUUUGUUGCCUUUUCUAUAGACAGAAGGAUCAGCACACGUUCAUCUCGUUGGCUGCCGGGUGGGAGUGUUCAGUCCAGUGGCAGUGAUUUCCCCUCCUCACUUAGCUAAGCCAAAUCCAUGCUGCCCUUUGACAUCACUUGCUUUUGUUUGAACCUGUUACCUGCAAGCACUUCCUAGUGAUAUGUGCAGUAUUUUGAGUAUGUGGUGAUCGUCAUACUGUAAUUUUAAUGCUGUUGCAUGAUCCACCUUUUGCAGUGAACAGUGGAGGCCCUCCAUAGAUCUCCUUAUCACGUACAUUUCACAUGAGUUCCAUACUCUUCAGUCAUAACUCAGUAUUACUUUGAAGGCUGAGAAUCCUAUUCUAUUAAAAUGCAACUCCUGUAGUUGGUGCUUAGGUUGCCUUUUGAAAGCCUUUAGUAUCUAAACACUCUGUGUAGUAACAAGGGAAAAAAAACAGCAUCACUCAAUUUAGGACAAUCAUUUAGGGUUCUGAAAGCAAUUAUUGGGGCUUAAGGAGAUUUUUGCUGCACAUUACAGAUAAUGAAUGGAAAAGUUUCCAGGCAGUGGAAUAACACAUUGGUCUCUUCUUUAAGCUAUGAUUCUAAAAUCCUAUGUGGAAACAAUCCAGGCAUUUAGGAAAAGGGAAAGUUUACAGAACCUUUCUGCUGCUAGUCAACUAGAUAGGAAGUGUAGAUAGGAAGUGUCUAUGUCUAUUUGUUUGCUCUCAGUCUGUCCUACACAUGAAGCACACGUAGCAGUUUCAGCUGGAUCGUGUAGUCACGGUCUCUUAGUAGCCAAAGAGCACUAGUGCUAUGUGUUAAAUUGAUGAUGACAAUCCCCUUUUUGGCCCACAAGUUAGCAGCCAGCUCCGGUUGCCAUUGUAUAUAGACCCUAGCAAAUGGAGGUGCAGUGCAGGAAAUGGGAAAGGGCCCCUUUUUCUUAAAGACUAAUAUUUCAACUGUUGACUAAUACUUACUCACCAAUGCCCCAAUAGCACUGAAAUUUAGCACUUGGUAGAACAAUCCCGUAAGUACCUUAGGCAUCUGCCCAAUCACGAAAUGGCCUGGGCAAGAUGAAGUAGGUUGAGUUUGGGUGCAUAAAACAACCCUAAUACACUCCCUAGGGUAAUAACAGCCUCACUCUCACCUUUGCCAUAGUUGAGGACUGAGAGCUAUAUUCUUGUAAGUAUUUGAAUGUCCAGUUGGAAAAAAAAAAAAGUUCUGGGUCCCCUCUACUCUGCCACCUUGGAGACUCUUUUGCAGUAGAUUUUGGGGGUAUUUUGGAUAAUGCUUGGGAGGUAGGACCAGUACUUUGUUCUUUGGUUCUCAAGAAAUAUAUGGUUGACUUUGCCAAAGUGUAGCUAUUUUUGUCUAAAAUUAUUUUCGUUGGAGCAUCUGAUGCCUCAUGGUAGGAAUUAGCCUUUAUUUUUCCCCCAUGGGGUCAAGGUUGGACAGUAGCUGUCAGUGAUGGUGAACCUUCCAGAGUUUUGCUUUAUUUGGAGAAAUGCCUUGAAAUCUGGCUGCAUGACUGACCUACCCCCAAGCCCCCUUGUUCUGCACAAUUGGCCUGGAAAUUUGUAGAGAUACAUUUCUAGCUCUCUUUAACCCUGGCCCAAAUUAGGAAGUUCAGAAACUCAUGACAGUGAAAAAUGAUGAGGGUUUUGGAAGCAUUCCAGAGUGUUACGGAAUCCAAUUUUAUUUUUGGGUAAAGGCUCAGACUGAAUUUACCCUUAAUUCAGCUUUGUCUCCUUCCCAUCUAGUCCAUCCUGCCUUUGUCAUUCAUAUCUCCCACAUUGACGUUUAGAAACUAUAUAUUCCCAAUUGUAGUGAUUUGAGUUCAUCCACAAGCUCAGAAUGAUGCACAAAGGUGUGCUGGGCUGAAUGGUUUCCUUAAAGAUGGUGCCAUACUUUCCCAUUUGCUUUUAUAUACAGGGUGUUCCAAAAGUCUUAGUGUUAUUUUAAGCUAUAAUAGCUGUGAAAUUAUAUUUAAAUAUUUUUAUAGCUAUUAAAUAACAUUUAAGCCUUGAUGUGUUGAAGUGUAAAAUGGCACUAAGAUUUUUGGGACACACAGUAUAACUAAAAUAGUUUAAAAUCCCUCAACAAAAUGUAAGCCCAAAUCUUUACUUUUGAUGGAUAGGCCUCUUAAUUAGAAUGGUUGGCCUUUAGAAUCCUUGUGGAGGAAAGGGGAAGGGGAGAACCCCAACACAUCUUUUUGGUAGUUGCAUUUUCUAAACCCAUUUCUACUCUGUUUUCACAAAGUCCUUAAAAUAGCUGCAGGUUGCAGUGACCUCUAGUUUCUUGAGGCCGUUCUCACCGUGAGCCCAAGGUCUUGCCCAGGAUUGUGCCAUACGUUUAUGUUUUUCACCUCUCCUUUUUUUUUCCUUUUUUUGUUUUAAAAGAAUGAAAUUUUAAGCUUUUUUGAAGAACCCUCUUACCUUCACAGUAUUAAGAAAGUUCUCAUUGACUUUCUCAAACUGACAGCGUUACAAUUUUGUGUGUUUUGUGGAUCAAACAUUAUUCACCUCAGGUAAUUACAGGGAGGAGUUUAGAAGGCCUGUGCCAUGGGUCCAUUAACAGGGGUAGAAAGACGCACAGUAGGAACUGAAGCUUAAUUCAUUGUUUCCUUAAAGGCGAUAACAUAUUUUACUAUUUGAAUACAAGUAAAUGAUCACAGAAUUACAGGCUUCCACAUCUGUGGCAAGAGAAACAAACUAGAUUUUGCCACCUGAGCCUCCAGGAGAGUCUCUAGUUUGAAAAAGGUGUAGAAAUACAGUGAGCCCCCCUCUUCUCCAAAGCAGUGUUUUGUCAAAUGUGGUUUGUCCCCAGACCUUUGAGCCAAUCUAGCAGAACCUCUGCCAAGGCUGACUAAUAAUCACACACCUAGUAGAAUGUGCACUAACAGGAAAACCACUCUUAAGUCACGUGGCCUAUUCUGGUGAGUCUUCAGUCUCUGCUCUGGCUGAACGCAUACAGGCAGUUUUGCUGGGCAUGCUGGUCCUCCAGCGCAGUGCACUGGGCUUUUUAUUUUAGUUUUUGAUGAAACUCCUCCGUUGGUCUGCUUUGUUGAAAUUUCUGCAGGGUUCACUUUGAGAAAUACUGUUCUAGAGUUGGCAAAGCACUUUUGAGGGCAGCAUUCUUCAGUGGUGGGUAAGCUCACUCCCUCUCUCUCUACCAGUAACAGUGUCUUAACAAUCGCAUAUUCAUAGGUUGUCAUCCAGAGGCAAUUCCUUCUUUUUUGUUUUGCCUUAUCAGCCUGCAGUUAGACUUGAACAAGCAAGAUUCCUACUGAAUGGUUUAUUAGCUAUAAUAUGUUUAUAUUGGCUAUAAGUUGACGUGUUUAUGUGGUUAUCUCGUGGAUGCUAAGUGCACGAUUUUACACCAGUGGCAUUCUAUAACCUAAAUACAAGUGGAGGCCAGGCAUAAAGCCAAGCCAUAUUUUGAAUUGUUCUUUAUUUUUAGAGCUAUUAAAGACUAUUGCCCUCUGCCUGAAGUGGCAUCUAGAAUCCAGUCUAAAGAAGUUCUCUGCCAGUCAGAUCUGUGAAUCAGUUUGACAAACAUGUAUUAAGUCUGUGUUGGUGGUGAGGAAGACCCAAAAUUCAGAUAGGUCCUACCCUCACAGAGUGCCCGGGCUAAUAACUGUAACCUUCUGUAUUUACUUGAUAACUCAAAUGGUCUUGUAGUGAUGAGAAUUGGAACUCUAAACCAACCCCCAAGUCUUAACUCAAUUGAACCUGGAGUCUUCUCUUCCUUGUGGUAGAAUCCUGAUGCCCCUUUUAAUUCUCAAAGGUGCCAGUACGUUCCUCAGUGUUGCUGUCAGCACGAGUACAUUGCCAAUAGAUUUCCAUAUAUAGUGACGUACGUGCCAAUAAGUGACCAUCCUAAUUGCACACCUGCUUCCGCUGUGCCCCUGUGACUGCCAUACAGUGAGUGAUUGAUUACCCUCCCAUAGGGAGGAGUGAAAGCUGCUUGACUCCUACCAGGAUUGCAUUGUAUAUGUAAUGAUCAUCUACAUAAAUUUUAUAUGUAUAAUAAUUUCCCUUUUUAUAUGUCAGGUAAAUAUUUGUAAGAGUUAUACUUACACAAAUGAAAUUAUUAUAAUAAGUACUAAUAUAUUUUUUUCAUGUUUCAUUGCCUGAAUAAAAACUGUUUAUCACUGUU
Messenger RNA from Trichosurus vulpecula (common brushtail), 8298 nucleotides. It is a transcript of the gene TACC1, whose product is annotated as transforming acidic coiled-coil containing protein 1. Gene Ontology annotation, biological process: mitotic spindle organization; cerebral cortex development; cell population proliferation. The coding region runs from base 423 to 2795 and encodes 790 amino acids. Gene Ontology annotation, cellular component: cytoplasm. The transcript is spliced from 13 exons. The record is from RefSeq and is a predicted model, not a curated record. NCBI's taxonomy places the organism in Eukaryota, Metazoa, Chordata, Mammalia, Diprotodontia, Phalangeridae.